AUGUGUAAUUCACAAAGAAACUCCAAGGCCUGGGGUUGGUUAUCAGUGGAUGUCCCUCCCAUGCCCCUUUCGUUUUCACAAAAUCAACAAAACAAGUUGCGGAAACCACGGGAAGAGCAUUGUUCUAUUGCAGGUGUAGCAGCCAAUGGAGAUGUUCCAGCAAAAGAACAGACAGCCCCAGAAGUUUUCUCAAUGGAUGGUUCGGAUUGGGUGGAACUUUUUGUUAGAGAAAUGUUGAAUGCUUCUAACAUUGAUGAUGCCAGAGCUCGUGCUUCGGGAGCACUGGAAGUUUUGGAGAAGUCCGUUCGUGCACGUGCGGGAGCAGAGGUGGCCCAAAAUUUUCACCAGGAAAAUAUGGUGCUGAAAGAACAACUGGAAGCACUUAUUCAGGAAAAUAAUAUUCUGACGCAAGCUGUGGCUGUUCAGCAUGAGCUUCAGAAAGAGUAUGAAAAUCAGAGUAAGGAGUUGAAGCAUUUGAAGCAACUAGUGUCUCAGUAUCAGGAGCAGUUGAGAAUCCUUGAGGUAAACAACUAUGCAUUAACAAUGCCCUUGAAGCAAGCUCUGCAAAGUAGCUCUAUCCCUGGCCGUUUCAACCCUGAUGUUUUCUAGUAUUUGGCUUUUCAGAUGACUUGUGUGCAACUUUAUGCUUGAAUCCUG
Molecule: messenger RNA, 657 nt
Organism: Durio zibethinus
Lineage: Eukaryota; Viridiplantae; Streptophyta; Magnoliopsida; Malvales; Malvaceae
Source: RefSeq, a predicted model, not a curated record